Phialemonium atrogriseum is the source of this 1544-nucleotide messenger RNA. RefSeq lists its product as uncharacterized. Gene Ontology annotation, cellular component: membrane; clathrin vesicle coat. The coding region runs from base 182 to 1087 and encodes 301 amino acids. The record is from RefSeq and is a predicted model, not a curated record. Gene Ontology annotation, biological process: endocytosis. The transcript has a single exon. NCBI's taxonomy places the organism in Eukaryota, Fungi, Ascomycota, Sordariomycetes, Cephalothecales, Cephalothecaceae.
CUCCAUUUGUGGAGGGGUUCAGGGGUGUGUACUGCGUACAGCAAGAUAAUUGGCGGGGCGUUUUGAAACCGACUCCCUCCCUUGAACCUCGUAAUCGUCCCCUCCAAGAUUGUCGAGCUCCAACUCUGAAAGAUGAAACCAGCUGUAGACACGAGGACCUCAAUUCCCAGCCAGAGAAGCCAUGGAAACCAUCGACCCCGCGACGGGCAGGCCGCUGCCGGCUGAUGCCAUCCAACGCAUCUUGUUCGUCGCGAAGUCGGUCCACGUCUACAACAUCCCGCCGCUGGCCUCGCUGAAGGGCUACAAGGCAGCCAGCUGGACCGAGGACCCCAAGCGCAACAUCUUCUCCUGCCGGCUCCGCAUCAUCGAGACCUCGGUGGCCCGACCCGGCGGCACCGGCGAGGACGAGGACGAGGAGGUCAAGGCCGACAUCGUGCUGGAGGACCCGUCGACCGGCCAGCUCUUCGCGGCGGCGCCAUACGUCGACCCGGCCGUCGUCGAGCCCGCCAUCGACAGUAGCCGCUUCUUCGCCCUGCGCGUCCAGGACGGCGCCGGCCGCAAGGCCACGCUGGGCAUCGGCUUCGAGGAGCGCGGCGAGGCCUUCGACUUUGGCGUCGGCCUGCAGGAGGCGCAGAAGUCCCUGAGCCUCGCUGGUGGCGCUGCCGGUGCCGCAUGGGCUGGAUCGGGAUCCGGGUCGGGGUUGGCAUCGGCCGGGGGCCAGCAGGCGGGCCAGCAGGCGGCCGCCGGGAAGGCGGAGAGGCGGGACUAUAGCCUGAAGGAGGGGGAGACCAUCACCGUCAACCUGGGAGGGGCGAAGCUGGGGCGCAAGGCUCGGCCGCAGGGGCAGCAGCAGCAAGGUCUCGGGGGCCAGGGGGCCAGCCUUUCGUCAUUUGCCCUGCCGCCUCCGCCGUCGGCGAACGCCCCGAGGGGCAGUGGUAUUCUGCCCCCCCCUCCGGGUGCACCGGUUGUCAAAUCGCAGCAAGAGCAGCAAGAGCGACAAGGGCAGGGUAACACUUCCAGCGCAAUACCCCAGAAGUCGGCUCAAGAUCUUGGAUUUGAUGAUGGUCAAUUUGGCGAGUUUGCCUAAGGAUUGCAGGAGCCUAAUAUUACAGGAAAGGGGCAGGGAUUCUCUUGCAAGGCGGCAGUAAUAUCCGAGGCUUUGAUAGUGGGAAUUCCAUGGGAGAUAAAAAAUACAGUGCCAACGAGCAAUGCCAAGCUCACAUCUCAAAAGCCCGCCUUCUCCCCCCAGCAGCCUUUACAUUACCAAUCUAUUUUUCAUCCUCCUCGUAGAAAGAACCGGGCCAGUACGUCCGUAGAGACGGCAGACUCAACCGUCUGUGACAAAGCUUGAAGCUUGGAGGGAACGUCGUGGCCAUUGAGCAUCGUCGCUCGUGCGCCUUUGACAUGAUAUCCAAGUAGCCGUCGUCCUCCCAGUCGUCAACAGCAAACUCCCACCGCAGACCGGGCGAAGCAUGCUCAUCAUCAUCCUUGUCUCCAAGUCCUUCCGUGUUGGUCUGGGUACUGCUAUCCUCUCCAUCUCUCAC